AUGUCACUUAUCAACGGUGUUUUCGCAACACAGAUUGCUGAGCGUGACUUGAAGUGGAAAAGGGCCAAUAGUCAUGACAUGGGGAACAAGAGUGAUCGAAUUGCACGCUGCUUUACCCAUAUAUACCAAGACUAUCGAGCAGAGUCGAUGAUUGGUCUGACCUGCAGCUAAUCCUCACCUUCAAGCGUAGUGAAGCCCAAGAAUCUUCUUUCAAUCUCGAUCUCAACUCUUCCCCUUCAACUAUUCCACUCCAACUCUUUCACUUCAACCCUUCCAAUUCAACUCUUCCACUUCAAUCCUUCCGUCUCACCAAUUCCGGCGCCCAGGAGUGCUAGACGACAAAUCUCUUCAAAAUGACACCCGGAGUUUUGUCGUUGAUGAUCAAGCUACUGAUACGACCAAAAAAAAGGAACUUGACGAAGUGAAGCAACAAAUCGAGGAAACAGAAUUCAAGCUCACCCAACUAAGCCUCCUCGGGGCCAAGGAGUCCAGGCAAAAGAUUUUGGAGCAAGAAGUAAACUCUGUAAGUUAGACAUUAUGAGUAUUGGAGCACCUUUACUGAUUAGAACUCGUUUUCUUGGAUUCAAGCGUAACUCAAGUGUGCUUUGGAGAAACUUCAACGUUCUCCGCAAGCCCGUGAUAUCAUCAAUGGCAAGAUCGAGUUUGAGUCGCCAGCUUUGUCCAGAGAAGACGUGGAAGCUAUAGAGGCUGAAGUUCAAUGUGAGAAGCUUCGCCUUUUCAAAAAGUUGAAGGUGAGUCUCGUCGAUCUAUCUUUCCGCCUGCGCCCAAUAUCAUCAAGUAAUCAAAACUAACCGUCAGAAGGAACUUCAAGCAGAGAAGGAGGUCAUCUUGGCCACAUACUUCUGCCAUGAACCGCGAUUUGAAUUUCCGACAUCAGAGGAUAGUGGCAGCCCCGCUCAUGUUCCGUCUGUUUCUGAUAUUGCUACCCGUUCACAAACCUCGUAUCUUGGUCUCCUUUUCGGGUAUUUCGGACGCACCAUAUCAAAGAGUGAAAAUCUAAGCAUUGAAGAAAAACAGCGUCUCGAAAACGAAAUCAACACCCUUAGAGCCAGCCUCACUACCCUUCAGCAGAUCCCCAAAGUUCUUAUGUGCCUUCUGUGCAACGAUUCUGAAGCUAGUUUCAAGGUCACGGAGUUCUUCAAGCAAAUAAAGGACACUUGUGGAGAGAAUCACGAGACGCAUCUCGACUUCUUGACACUUGUCGCAGGUCUUGUUGUUAUGCUAACUGAAUUGAGCGAGCUUGAAAGAGCCAGUCAGAAUCGAGAAGCUAUGCUCACUGAAGCCAAUAAGAAGAUUGAUUUUCUUGGGAGAAGAAUCAAAUUGAUGGCCCCUUUGUUCGACGUUGGCAAGGCAGUUCGUCUAGGCCACCUUGAAACAGUCAAGCGAAUUCGUUACGACGGCCAAUUCAUUAAGCUUAGAGGGACUCCGAAUAGGCAAAUUAUCGACGAACGGAACGCAGUGGCUCAUAACGGAAAUCCUAUGGCUGACUUCUCGUUAAUGACGUUCUGCAAGCUAGCGCUGACCGAACUGGAUCUGUUACGAGAUAUGUAUAGAAUGCCAAUACUCGUAAGUAGAACUUUCUGCGAAUCUUUGCUAAACUUCAUUCCAUGCGAUAAUUGGAAGGAAACGGCUGCUACACACGGCACCAUGUUUUCUUGUUAUGCCGAAACAAGUUUCACUCAUAGCAAGACAGAAGAGGUGAAAUUCAAGGGAUUGCACAAGGAACUCUUGGACCUUUUUUCCAAAUACUGCAAGGAAAGCUGUCCAGAAGACGCACCCAUCGACGCAUCGAAACCAGCACCAACGGGCGCAGUUCUGAAGAAUACACUCAAGAAAGUCGAGGAGGAUCCUGUAGUUAAGAAGAAUCUGGAAGAAAUGAGAAAGAUAGCCGACAAUUUCAGCAAGCUAGAGAGGAGGAGACUUCGUGCCAAUGACGACUUCUGA
Molecule: messenger RNA, 1965 nt
Organism: Hymenoscyphus albidus
Lineage: Eukaryota; Fungi; Ascomycota; Leotiomycetes; Helotiales; Helotiaceae
Source: the annotation of a GenBank genome assembly